UUCAGGGAUGCCAACAACGCUCUCGUAGUGUGAUAAAGUGCAACAUGAAGCUACUUGUGCUGGUUUUUACUAUUGCCACCAAUGUCCUUGAGUCGCAGACUAUCAUCGUGUUGGACAACACAAAACAAUUGCCGUUGAAGAACAUCCCACAAGAAGAACCGACUGUAGCGGAAAGCAAUCAUGAAGAUGUGAAGAUCCAGGGUUUCAGAAGUUCCGUCGUACACAAACCCGGGACAUCAGACGGUCAAACGGGAGGACUCACAGUGCAGGAUCCGCCAAAAGGCUGGCCCUUCAGUGAAAUUAAUGUGAAUUUCAACUCUCACAUGUCAGAAAACGAACCCAAAGUUCAUCCAGAAAUUACUACUUAUGGACCAGAUAAAAGCAGGAUUAGACAAAAACAUCAACCACGUCUAAAACACCAGAACACAAACCAAAACCUUAUUCGGCAACACGAUUUGCAUCAUGUUCGAGACUUAAUCUAUUCAGAGCGACAAAACCUACAUCAGCAUCACGAACAAACAUAUGCACCUGUCACCAUCAGCAACGGAUUCAGUCAAACAUCAAAUUCAAAUGAAUUAAAACAAACACCGCCUUACAUAAUCACCGCAAAUGGACACCAGCAAUCCGGCCUUGUUCCCGAAAACAGCCAUCAGAAUUCCAGAAAAGAACCCACAGAAAUUAUCCCGAAGAUAAUACAUCCGAAAACAGAAUUACAGACAGGGCAUAACUUCGGUAUCUUAACGCCUCCAAACAUAAUUGGCAAUAACAACGUCAUUAAACACGACUUCUCAGCUUCAGGUGGUAAUGAUAACAAGUUGCUCAUCAAUCAACAACAACAAGACCAUAACCCGGAAAUCCAAAUUCAGUCAACCACUGCACACAACAUGGCUCCAAACAACGGUGAUCCUAACUACGUCUGGCGCGACAUCAGUCCAGGUCUGGAAGUCUCCAGCAAUGCCCCUCAGGCCGCUGGAGGGUUACACAGAAAUUCUGUUGCAGCACGAAAACCUGAAACAACGUCCGGCCAUUUCGAUAACAGUAAAGUCGGUGGCCAAAGCCACAUAGCAUAUUUUCAAGUUCCUAAUUUUGACCAUGCCAAUGCUCUGGGACACAGUACCAACUUCGGUUACAGAGACGCCGUAUUGUACACUCCUACACAGUUUCACGCAAAUCAAGAACAAUUGUUGACUAUUCCCCAAGGUCAUUCAGCUGGUGUGCUUGAACAGGAGAAUCAGUACCAAAAUAGCAGGCAUCAACUUCAAAACUCAGUGUCAGUGAAUGAAAAUACCGGUGAUGUAUUCACAGGGACAAAUAACAGUCCAGGUUUUACUGGGCACAAACAGGAUAUUUCUGGUGGCCAACAUCACCAACAGCAUCCUGAGAUUCAAUCAACAUUACAACAAACUAAUUAUGGAUUUGAUGUUUCCAGUCAUAAAGUUCCUCUAACACUCAACAAAGGACUUCAAAGAAUUUCAGGGCCUCUGGUACUCGGAAAUGGAUUACAUCUUGGUUAUGCAACAAGAAACACUGGACAUCACAACAUCAUUCUUCCUAUGCAAGACAUAGUGAACGCUGGUAACAAUGGAAUUCCAUUACAGGCUUACUACGUGCCUCUGGUAGGUCUUCAAAGCGGUCAAGUAGAGAAUCACCAAACUCAAGCGGGAAUCGUUGGAAGUCAGCACGCGGAAGACGUUCAACGGAAACAUCCACAAUUUGUCGACUCGCAUAUGGCCAAAAGUUUCAUCAACACAGCACCUCUGAUUUACGUAGGAAUGCCUAUGGGAAAUGGAUAUACAGGGUUCAGAGGACUGCCUUUAAUCCAGGGAAAUUUGCUUGGGAUUCAAGGAUUGCACGGUGUGGUAGGAGGAUCUCAUCAUGUUGGAGGAAUGUUUCCUGGAGGUAAUUAUAUUUCCUUACCUGACGGAGGACUAGCAUUCAAUAAUCAAAAUCACCCUGAGCAUAAAACCUACAAACCAACUCAAGAAUCUACAAUGCAAGCCACUGGCCAGCACCAUAAUACUUUUCAAACACAGUCAAACCAAUAUGUUCCCAUGUCAACAGGGAAUAAUAUAAUUAGCUUCGAAAACACUGUCCCAUAUCAGCACCAGCAAGCGAACAACCAAAUCAAUCAGGCAGUGAGACCACAAAUAAAUGUCCAUCCAAAUGGUUUUGCACUCAAAAUUCAGCAGCAACAUCCAAUUUCACAACAUAACUUUAAUUCUGGAGGAUAUAAGAAGUCGCCUUUCGGAGGGAAUCGUAUUCAACAGCAACCAUCAAAUUUUCCUGCACACGACUUUGUUCUUGGUGAACCAAAAAUUGUAACCCGAGGCCAUCAAGCGUUUUCCCUCCCUCCAAUCUCGACUGCCAACGGUCAGCAUUCCGGAUUCAAAUUGAACCUUCCUCCAGCAACUCCCCUUAAAUAUCCUCCCUUAAAUAUUCCGCAAGAGACACCACAGUCACACUUAACAGUGAAGAGGGAUGAAAAUAUAAGUAAGCAGCCAGCUGCAACCAAUAUAGAGACACAGCUCAGGGACAAGAAUGCGCACGGGUGGCAUCUCGCUUCGAAGCCAGGGAAACCCACAGGUUUAUUAAGUAAUUCUCUCUUCCCCAUAAAUAUGCCUCAUGUUAUAGGUCUGAGACCUCCAACCCCAAACACAAAUCCUAGUUUCAUAAAAUAAUAUUUUUUUUCAGUAUAGACAACAUUGGCCAUUAAAAAUUUAUGAUGACCUUAAAAAAUACUGGAUUGCUUACAGAAAUGUUAUCAAGUU
Molecule: messenger RNA, 2768 nt
Organism: Zootermopsis nevadensis
Lineage: Eukaryota; Metazoa; Arthropoda; Insecta; Blattodea; Termopsidae
Source: RefSeq, a predicted model, not a curated record